This is a messenger RNA of Pangasianodon hypophthalmus (striped catfish), 5914 nucleotides long. It is a transcript of the gene rab3gap1, whose product is annotated as RAB3 GTPase activating protein subunit 1. The record is from RefSeq and is a predicted model, not a curated record. Gene Ontology annotation, molecular function: GTPase activator activity. The transcript has 24 exons. Bases 66 to 2729 code for a protein of 887 amino acids. Lineage: Eukaryota; Metazoa; Chordata; Actinopteri; Siluriformes; Pangasiidae. Gene Ontology annotation, biological process: positive regulation of GTPase activity.
CUCUCUGACUUCAUUUCCCAUAAUGCACGUGGAGAAAAGCGCAGAGAAAAUAAACAGAGCUCAUCAUGGCGGCUGACAAUGAUCCCGAGUCUGAGGUGUUUGAGAUCACGGAUUUCACCACCGCGUCCGAGUGGGAAAGAUUCGUGUCCAGAGUCGAGGAAGUGCUGAACGACUGGAAACUGAUUGGCAGUAAUGUUGGCAAGCCACCCGAAAAGGGAGAAUAUACCACAGGCACAUGGGAGGAGAAGUCACGUGAGAUCAACUUUGCCGAUUUCAAGUUUUCCAUCACGCACCAUUACCUGAAACAGGAAUGUGCAGAGAGCGAGGGGAAGGAGGACGGCGAAGAAGAUGCCUUUCCUCUGGCCAUGCAGGACCUGCUGUGUAUGAACAACGACUUUCCUCCGAGGGCACACUGCCUUGUUAGAUGGUAUGGAGUGCGGGAAUUUGUGGUCAUCUCUCCUGGAGCGAACUGUGAAGCGAUUAUCAGCGAGUCCAAAUGCAACCUGCUGCUCAGUUCUGUCUCUGUCGCUCUGGGAAACACCGGCUGCCAGGUGCCGCUGUUCGUGCAGAUCCAGCAGAAGUGGAGGAAGAUGUACGCGGGUGAGUGCCAGGGCCCCGGGGUUCGCACCGACUUCGAGAUGGUGCAUCUGCGCAAAGUUCCCAGCCAAUACAACCACCUCUCAGGCCUGCUGGAUAUCUUCAAAGCCAAAAUAGGGUGCCCGCUGACACCGCUACCACCCAUCAACAUCGCCAUCCGCUUCACCUACAUCCUCCAAGACUGGCAGCAGUACUCCUGGCCCCAGCAGCCUCCUGACUUUGACGCCCUGCUCGCCGGAGAAGUCGGAGGCGUCGAGUUUGGCAAACUUCCGUUCGGCGCUUGUGAAGAUCCAAUAAGUGAGCUGCACCUCGCGACAACCUGGCCCCACCUAACCGAAGGCAUAGUUGUGGACAACGACGUAUAUUCUGAUUUGGACCCACUCCAAGCUCCUCACUGGUCCGUGAGAGUGCGGAAAGCGGACAAUCCCCAAUGUUUGCUUGGCGACUUUCUCAUGGAGUUCCUCAAGCUGUGCAGCCGGAAGGAGACCACGGAUGAGAUACUGGGAAAGAGUUCAGCCGAGGAGGAAAGCAAAGAAAACAGUGACAUCACUCAAGCGCUGUCCAAGCUGACAGAGCCCACAGCGGUGCCGAUCCCCAAGCUGUCCGUCUCGAACAUGGUGCACAGCGCCCGCAAACGCAUUCGCCGGCACCGCCGCAACGAUCAGUCACCACUCAAUAACGACGUGCUCAACUCUAUCCUACUGUAUCUUUUCCCAGAUGCAGCACUGGACAAAUCAGACUCAAAUGAAGCUAAAGCACCUCAGUCGAACGCGGGAGGAAAGAGCGAUCAAGAUAAAGAAACGGAGGACUACAAUCUGUUCAGCGUGCUGAAGUCGGCUCCGUGGGACUGUCUGACCUACAGGCUGGCGCUGUGCGUGUGUUUGGUGAAUUUCUACCACGGCGGCAUGAGAGCUGUGGCCCACCUGUGGCAGGAGUUUGUGCUGGAGAUGCGCUAUCGCUGGGAGAACAAUUACCUCAUCUACGGGUUGCCUGCUGGCCCUCCUGAUCUGCGAUGCUGCCUUCUCCACCAAAAACUCCAGAUGCUCAACUGCUGCAUCGAGCACAAGAAAGCGAGGGACAACGUCCAGAAAGAUGCAGCCAGUGAAAAUGGCCUCCCGGUGCCUCAGGUGUCACCGGGGAAGUCCUGGGACUCGUGGAGUGACAGCGAGGACGAGUUCUUUGAGUGUCUGAGUGAUGCCGAGGACAUGAAGGAGGUGCCGGCGGAUGGAGUUAAAGGAGCAGGAGCCAAAAUAAAGCCUGAGGGUCGACUGCAGCCUCAUGGGAAGUUGACCCUGCUCAACUCAAACGAGCCGCUGUAUAUACCAGUCACGCAGGAGCCAGCGCCCAUGACAGAAGAUGUACUAGAGGAGCAGUCGGAGGUGCUGGCCAAAUUGGGCACGUCGGCUGAGGGCGCCCAUCUCCGUGCCCGCAUGCAGAGCGCCUGCCUGCUCUCAGACAUGGAGUCCUUCAAGGCAGCCAAUCCUGGCUGUUCCCUGGAGGAUUUUGUGCGCUGGUACUCGCCAAGAGACUACGUGGAGGAGGAAGUGAGCGAUGAGGCGGGCGGGACAGUGGUUCAGGGAUCGCUGAGUGCCAGGAUGAAGAUCCCGGGCAACAUGUGGGUGGAAGCAUGGGAGAGUGCCAAGGCCACACCAGCACGCAGGCAGAGGCGGCUGUUCGAUGACACUAAAGAGGCCGAGAGGGUGCUGCACUAUCUGGCAGUGCAGAAACCUUCUGACCUCACACGACACCUGCUGCCCUGCAUCGUCCAUGCUGCUAUACUCAAAGUGAAGGAGGAAGAGGCGGUUGAGGACAUCGCGUCGGUGCGUAAAAUCAUUCCACAGGUCAGCUCUCAUGCCAGUAAGCUGCUGCGCCACCCCAGUCCCGAUCUCAAGAAACUGGAGGAUACUGUUAACCAGAUCACAGUGCUGGAGGCCACCAUUGCCCGGGCUCGCUCUCUCAGAGCUAAGUUUGGCCUCGGGAAAGGAGAGAGAGGAGAGGACACUGAGGAUCUCGAGCUGUUUGUGAGCUCUCUGUUAGAAGAGCCGGAGGUGGCCGUGAUUGGCGCGGGGCGGGGCCCGGCAGGCAGCAUCAUCCAUAAACUGUUUGUCAGCGCUCAACGGACGCAACGUUAAUACUUUUGCCAUCACAUCCCCUCGAACCCAAGACAUCACUGUGACCACACACCUCUGACACGCCGGAUUGAAUAAAUUAAUGCUCUCGAUGAAGCUGUUUAGAAGAUGAAGAUGAUGAAGAUGGCUUGAAAUGAAACAUGCGGCUAAAAAUCUGAUUGAAGGAAGCACUGAUGAAAUACAGUUCUCCGUUAUGGGUUUUCCCAGAUUAAUCGAAAACAGGGCUUUGUGAUGACUGUAUAGGGCAGCGAGAGCGCAGUGGUCAUGACUGGAAGACUGUGAGGUCAAAUUUCAGAGCUGCCACUACUAGGCCCUUAAGCAAGAGCAUAAAAAGAAAAAAAAAAGUAGUUUAUUUUUAGUAAAGUGUAUUUGGAAAAAAUAAUCAAUUUCUAGCACAAAAGCAAGAGAUAACUAGUUUUAUUUCAUCAGCUGUUAAAAAAAUGGCAGUUUUUCAAAAAUACAGAUAUUUUUGAUAUGUUUUUAAAAGGCAGUUUUUUGAAAAUGCAAGUAUUUUGGAUAUGUUUAAAAAAGAAAUAGAGGUAAAAUUGGACAGAACGUUGAUAUUCAUAUAGAAUUUUAUCAUUUAAAAUUGAAAUUAAAUUGAAAUCCGAUUAUCAUGGGUUUUGUGACGGCAUAUUUUUAAUUUCAGUUUUAACACACACAGACUCACAUGGGAAUUGUUCACUAUCCACGCCAGUCUCACAGAAAAAAAUGUUCACAUGUAACUUAUCUGCGGCACCUUCUAUAUGAAUAUCAACAUUCUGGCACAAGCAAACUUUGUAUAGGACUUUAUACACCAACGUAUUCUAACCAAGCUAACCUCUACCACUACUCUAUUUGAAUAAGAUCAAUACAUAAUGCAUAAUUUUACCUCUUUUUUUAAAAAAACAUAUUGAUCAUUGCCCAGUUUAUGCGCAAAGUUUGUGCUUUUCACAACAUAUGAUUAGACUCACAGGGCUCCUCCUGUGAAGAAUCCUACAUGACUUGAUCUCACUCACUCUACAAUUCUAUAAUUCAAGCUAGUAAUGAGAAACGUCUUUAAAUUAAAUUCAAUAUAAGCAAUGGAAUCACGUUUUGAUAAGAAUAUUCGCAUAAGAAGUUUCUUAUGUAAACUAUACGUAAUAUAAUCUUAAAUCUGAUCAACUUGAUAUUUUUGUUCAGUGUAACACAGGUAUCUGUAUUCUCAGUAUCCUAGAGAAUUUACAAUUAUUUACAGAAUUUACAGAAUUUUUAGUAAAGAAUGAAGCUGAUGAUUGUGGACUCGAUAUAUUACUCAAAUAUAUUUUGGAACUGAAAGUGUCCUUAAUUAAAUCUGAUCAAGUAAAUGUUUUUAACUGAAAUUAAAAGUCAGGCAGUUUGUCUAGAAUGUUUACAAGUUUUGACCCCUUGCUGCUGAGAUGCAGGAGACGUUUGGGAAUGCUACACUUUUCUGCUUUCUCAGCCAAAGUUAGACCAAAUGCCACUAAAAUGUGCCCAACGCAAAAGCCGAUUCACUGAAGGGGAAAGGACGCGGCACGUGUACGACGCGUUUGUUUCGGGUUGUGGUUCAUUUUGCUUUUUUCAGACUUGAGCUAGGUGAACUCUGAGCUGGGAAUUCACAAACCUCACCCUUGUGAGCCAACAGAAAACAGGAACCGUGGUAUUUUUGUUUGGUAAACGUAAGCGGAAAGCAGAUAAGGAAUUUAAAUUAAAACCGUUUUAGGUAUUCAAGCUGCCUGCUGUCGUCACUAAUUUGUUUGUAGCCUCCACCAAUCACUAUUUUAUUUUUAAUUAAAAAUAAUUUUACUGUAUGACUCAUAAACAGUUCCUUGUGCAUUGAUACAGACUAGGGGAUAUUUCAAGUAGAAUGAAUGAAAACAUUUAAACACAUAUAACACAGACAUGAGUGAUUAGAUUGGUAGCCGGGCAAAAGAAAAAAUAUUUGAGUUAUGUUAGAAUUGUAAAGAAUUGCCAUUUUCCGAAGGACAAAGUGUGUGUUUCUCUACAUAUGUUAAUUUUAAAUGAUCCAGGAUAGUGUGAGGUUCGAUCCUCAGCUCUGGUUAUCGUCUGUACAGGGAUUCACGUCACAUCAUUCAAAUCUGUGCGGGUUUCCUCUGGGUUCUCAGGUUUUCUGUCCAAAAACCAAGCUAUAGAUCAAUCUUAGGAUGAAAAUCUUUCCAUUGUGAUCUGAUCGUGAUCAUCGGCUCGUUCGUCUAUACUGCCCCUACGGCAAUUCAUUCACAGAGAAAUCGUACGACUCCAAGAGACGGAAUAUAUUGAAAGAUAUCAGUGGAGAGAGAUUUCAUUCUUGCUGCAGAGGUUCAUUCUUGCAGAGGUCGUGAGACUCAGAAGCCAGAGUAUUAAUAGGCUGCAAUUUGUCUUAGUCAGAGAUCUGCAAUCCCUUAUCAAUUAUGCAAAAAUCCCCACCGCAAGCGCAAAUGUGUGUGAGGUUUACACUGGGUUAAAAUUAGUUGAACAAAUUAACAUUUGGUUAAUGUAAUGAGUUUUAUGAUGUAAUGGCUUUUAACCUUAUAAACAUACGACGCAUUGAUAUCUGCAACGUUUAACAAUAAACUUUUUAAGGAAGUUCAGGAAGUGCCGAUCCAAUCCGCUGACCAAAUUUAUUAUUUACCCAGGUGUAAAAUAAUUACGUUAUAGUAACACCGAAUUGUGAAACUUUAAUAGGGAAGAAGCCCAAGAGAUACAGCAUAAGCCAAAACUCAGGAUCAUGUAAUGCACAAUGCUGCAGGACCAUCAUUAAGAAGAACUCUGUGUCACUAAUACACCUCGAGCAGUUUGAAUUAGCGGUCAUACUGGCAAGUUAACCGUUUAUCAGGUUAGUGGAGUUUAUGGAAGGUCCUGUGGUGCAGGGAAAAAAGGAAAGGAAUUCAACAGUGUAGGAUUUGAGCUUGUAGUUCAACUGCAAAGUGCAGUUUGAAAUGAACUUUGCUCCAAUGAGGAGCAGCUGCAGCAAAAUAUUAUAUUUGGGAAAGAUGAAAGCGUGGCUAUUUAGUGACGCCGUGAUGCUUUUGGACUCGAAACUUUAACUUUUUUGUGUUUGUGCUGCAAGUUUGAUAGAUAUUUGAAGAUUUUCUUCUCCUAGGUAAACAGGCUAAGAAUAUUACAGCAGUGUUAAAAUGUCAAGAGUAUUAUUUUGCACGAGUGUGUUUGAGGAACGCCAAUAAAGACACGGCUGACUUUUUCUUUAA